CCACGUCUACUUGAGGUUUCAUCCGAAGAAUUUGGUGUUGUGUGUUCACGCUCAAUCAUUCGUUAUGAAACUCUGACACAAUUGAAGACCUCGAACUUCGCUCGUCGAAUUAUAGCGUAGUCAAACUCAGUGAAGGGGGCGUUCUAGAGCAGAGCUAAAAGACAACUCGACCUCAACUAACCUUAAAUUUAGCCAUCAGUCAACAUGGUUAAGAAGCGUGCAUCCAACGGCCGCAACAAGAAGGGCCGCGGCCAUGUCAAGCCCAUUCGUUGCUCCAACUGCUCGCGAUGCACACCCAAAGACAAGGCGAUCAAGCGAUUCACGAUAAGGAACAUGGUCGAGUCUGCUGCCAUCCGUGAUAUUUCUGAGGCAUCAGUCUACCCUGAAUACACCGUGCCGAAGAUGUAUUUGAAGCUGCAGUACUGCGUAUCGUGUGCCAUCCACGGCAAGAUCGUUCGUGUUCGCUCCCGCGUCGGCCGCCGCAACCGCGCUCCUCCUCCACGUGUUCGAUUCAACAAGGAUGGCAAGAAGAUUAACCCUCAACAGGCCGCGCGACCUGGUGCAGCAGCAUAAGAGCGUUGUUGAUUUAUGGUGUUAGCAGGUGUGGUGGCAGGAAACGUCGUAAAGGAACGGAUCUUUGUAACCUGCGUAUGCAUGCGACUUCUAAAAUGAAAGUGUUGCACGAGGGACCCAGAGGUUUAGGAAAUAGUUCCUAAGCGGGAUCCAUACGACUAGCCGUUCCAAUAACA
Molecule: messenger RNA, 749 nt
Organism: Pseudovirgaria hyperparasitica
Lineage: Eukaryota; Fungi; Ascomycota; Dothideomycetes; Acrospermales; Acrospermaceae
Product: ribosomal protein S26e
Exons: 5
Coding region: 205-573 (122 amino acids)
Biological process (GO): translation
Cellular component (GO): ribosome; cytosolic small ribosomal subunit
Molecular function (GO): mRNA binding; structural constituent of ribosome
Source: RefSeq, a predicted model, not a curated record